Messenger RNA from Cadophora gregata, 501 nucleotides. RefSeq lists its product as uncharacterized. Lineage: Eukaryota; Fungi; Ascomycota; Leotiomycetes; Helotiales; Ploettnerulaceae. The transcript has a single exon. Gene Ontology annotation, biological process: protein transport. The coding region runs from base 1 to 501 and encodes 166 amino acids. The record is from RefSeq and is a predicted model, not a curated record.
AUGGACGCCCUCCUAGCCAACACCCUCGACUUCCUCCAAUGGCUCAUCUCCCUCCCCCGCCAGGGCUACACCAACCUAACCCGCAACGCCGUACACAUGUGGGACGACAUGACCACCCUCAACUACAUCCGCAUGAUUGCCAUCGUCGGCGGCUACCUCUUCCUGCGUCCCUACAUCCAAAAAUGGGGCGAAAGGCAGCAGGCGAAACAGCAUGAGAAGAUGUUGAGUCAGAAAGCAGCAGAUAAGAAGGGGAAGAAGGCGAAGAUUAGUCCGAAUGCGUUAAGGGGUGGGAAGAGUGUUAGUUUUGCGGAUGAGGGGAGUGAUGCGGAGAGUGGAAGUGAGGGAGAGGGUGCGAAAGAGGAGUGGGGGAGGAAGGAGAAGAAGAGGCAGAAGAAGUUGGAGGAGAAGAAGAUGGCUGCUGCAGCGGAGGGGGAUGACAGUGAUGGGAUUGACAUUAUGGAGCACCUUGUCGAUUACGAGGAGGGUAAGGAUGGCUGGUAG